This is a messenger RNA of Spirodela intermedia, 2108 nucleotides long. The record is from the annotation of a GenBank genome assembly. NCBI's taxonomy places the organism in Eukaryota, Viridiplantae, Streptophyta, Magnoliopsida, Alismatales, Araceae.
AUGGGUAGCUGCGUUCUCUCGGAAUGCGGUCUCAGAUCGCUCCCUAGCCGCCGCCUCCCGCUGCCGGCGUGCCGAUUCUCGCCCAAUCCAUGCAGGGUCCUGCCGAUUCCGGCUCCAUUGGGCGCCCAGAGAGUCCACCCAUGCCGCGCGGUCUUCUUCGGCCCCCGCUCGGCCCGGGACUGGAGAUUGAAGGUGAGUGCCCCGGUGAGAACGGCGCCGGUGGAGGAAGGGGAGGAAGGGAGGACCAGUAGCUUCAGCGAGGAGGAGGGCGAGUUCGACCCGGGCAUGCCGCCGCCGUUCGGCCUGGCGGAGAUUAGAGCUGCGAUUCCCAAGCACUGCUGGGUCAAGGACCCUUGGCGGUCGAUGAGCUAUGUCGUCCGAGACGUAGCCAUCGUCCUUGGACUUGCGGCGACUGCGGCUUACUUCAACAGCUGGAUUGUGUGGCCGCUCUACUGGGCUGCGCAGGGCACCAUGUUCUGGGCUCUCUUCGUUCUCGGCCACGACUGGUAUGCCUCAAAUUUAUUAGACUUCACGCCUGCGCGUUGCCUGACCUCGAUGCCUGGUGUUAAUCACGUCCUUUUCCGUUUUCCUUGUUGUGGAAAAUUUUCAUGUCGAAAGCGGGCACGGGAGCUUCUCCAGCGAUGCGAAGUUGAACAGCGUCGCCGGGCACUUCCUCCAUUCCUCCAUUCUCGUGCCUUACCAUGGAUGGUGAGCUGCCCCCAGUUUCCAGAGGCCCUGCUCAGCACAUCUGGUUUUACGGUUUCGUCGCUUCACUCCAUGCCCUGUUUGAUACCCUUUAAUCAUCUCGAGGAACAUCGGUUUUUCGCUCGCAGGAGGAUCAGUCACAGGACCCAUCAUCAGAACCAUGGCCAUGUUGAGAACGACGAGUCCUGGCACCCUGUGAGUGACUGCCCCUCUGCUGUUCCCAGUUUCCUUCCUCGUUUUCUUCGUUCUUUCUGACCUGAUGGUCUCCUCGCCUGCCCAUCAGCUGCCGGAGAAGAUAUACAACAGCCUGGACUCUUUAACUAAGAUUAUGCGGUUUUCGGUGCCAUUUCCUCUUCUGGCUUACCCCAUCUACCUGGUGAGCUCCUGCUACGAGGAGGCGUGUGGACGAGCGCAAUUGCUUCCCCUCCAUGGAUUCUGACUGUCUCUUUCUUCUCUGAUUGCUCCACAGUGGAAAAGGAGUCCAGGGAAGGAGGGAUCCCACUUCCAUCCCGACAGCGACCUGUUUCUUCCCAAUGAGAAGAAAGACGUGCUAACAUCCACCGCCUGCUGGACGGCCAUGGCGGCAAUUCUGGCGGGUCUCACCUGCGUCAUGGGCCCGAUGUGGAUGCUCAAGCUCUACUUUGUGCCGUACGUGGUAAGCGCCAAGUGCUCCGACCACUGAAGGGCUGGGUUCUUCCAGCCAUGGUAUUCUUCGCCUGAUGUGGGCUUCCUGGUCGCAGAUCUUCGUUAUGUGGCUGGACUUCGUCACCUACAUGCAUCAUCAUGGCCAUGAGGAGAAGCUUCCUUGGUACCGUGGGAAGGUGAGCAAAAACACUCAUGGAGAAAACCCACUGAAUUCUUGCAAUUCGGGCAAAUGGGUUCGAUGAAACCUCUUGCUCUGUGAUCAGUAGAUACUUUUUUGAUCGUUUGGUGAGUUCUUCACGAGCAUCAUUAAAAAUUGCCUGCGAUUCGGAAAACCUUUCAGGAGUGGAGUUACCUGCGAGGGGGACUGACGACUCUCGAUCGAGAUUACGGCUGGAUAAACAACAUCCAUCACGAUAUCGGAACCCACGUGAUUCACCAUCUCUUCCCACAAAUCCCCCACUACAACCUGAUGGAAGCGGUGAGUAGUCAACGCCCAUCACUGGCUUCCUCGCGCUCUCUCCCUGUUCAUAUUGUUCCUGCUUAAAUGGUUCCUCCGUUCAAUCCCGCAGACGAAGGCGGCUCGGCCGGUGCUGGGGAAGUACUACAAGGAGCCGAAGAAGUCAGCGCCUCUCCCCUUCCACCUGCUCGGAGAUCUGAUGAGGAGCUUGAGGCGUGACCACUUUGUCAGCGACCAUGGGGACGUCGUCUACUACCAGACCGACCCGAGGCUGAACCCGACUCUGGGGUCCGACAAUUGA